AUGCUUGACAAACUGGGUGGUGCUUUUGCGCCCAAACCCUCAUCUGGACCCCACAAAUCGAGGGAGUGCCUCCCCCUCAUACUCAUCCUGCGAAACCGGUUGAAGUAUGCUCUGACCUACCGUGAAGUCAUUGCUAUUCUGAUGCAGCGACAUGUUCUUGUCGACGGCAAAGUCAGGACAGACAAGACAUACCCCUCUGGUUUCAUGGAUGUAGUAUCCAUACCUAAAACCAACGAGAAUUUCCGCCUGCUCUAUGAUACCAAAGGCCGAUUCCGUCUCCAUUCAGUCAGGGAUGAUGAGGCAAAGUUCAAGCUCUGCAAGGUUAGGUCGGUGCAGUUUGGCCAGAAAGGUAUUCCAUACCUAAACACCUAUGAUGGUCGUACCAUCCGUUACCCAGAUCCUCUAAUCAGAGCCAACGACACCAUUAAGCUGGAUCUUGAGGAAAACAAGAUCGUUGAUUUUAUCAAAUUUGAUGUUGGGAAUGUUGUUAUGGUAACUGGAGGAAGAAACAGGGGUCGUGUUGGAGUGAUUAAGAACAGGGAGAAGCAUAAGGGUAGCUUUGAGACAAUCCACGUUCAGGAUGCCACUGGACAUGAAUUUGCCACUCGCUUGGGAAACGUGUUCACCAUUGGCAAGGGCACAAAGCCUUGGGUGUCACUUCCUAAGGGUAAGGGUAUUAAGCUAUCCAUCAUUGAGGAAGCUAGGAAAAGGAUUGCUGCUCAGCAAGCAACUGCCGCUUAA
This is a messenger RNA of Sphenostylis stenocarpa, 741 nucleotides long. The record is from the annotation of a GenBank genome assembly. Lineage: Eukaryota; Viridiplantae; Streptophyta; Magnoliopsida; Fabales; Fabaceae.